AUGGACACAUGUCGGGGCCUCGAACUUGAUUUCUCCGCUAUGAUUCAAUUAUCAGCAGUGGAAUAUCCCAUUACCGUUAAUUCCGGUCUGGUUCUUAUGGGCUAUUCCACUGCAUUGGUUCCUAUCCGAAUCACAACCGACGAUAAGGUUCUGUGGCACCUGGAGACCACUAAAGAUGAUUCGCAAAUCAAGGUGUCGAAAUUAAAAUCUAUCAAGCGGAAAUGGCUUCGAGUUUUUGAGCUUGACCUCUUACAGUCAAGGAAAGCCUUGCUGGGUUGGUGCCAGGAGGCCAACAUUCUCCUAGGAACAGAUGAACUCCCGCCGAAUGUAGCAUGGUCUGACUCGGAGGUCAAACGCGUGUCCUGGCAUUGGAAAGGAGCGAAUGUUCAGUUGCUGGUUCAAUCCGCAGCCCCGAUUCAAGUCGGUGGACAGUUGGGUAUGGCUUUUGACAGGACGAUCAACACCGUCAAGAACGAUCCCUCUCGCAACUAUCUCAAGUGCCUGAAAGGCAGCAUGAUGGAACAGGUCCUUAUUUACGACGUGAGUGCCGGGAGGGCCUGGUUGGUGCCACUGCUCUGUGUCUUCCAUCAUAUGAUGCUAGUCUAUUCAAAGACACUCGGGGAUAGCCUUAGCGUGGCACCCAGAGCCAUACCAGCAUCUGACAGCGCAUCCGCGUCAUACAGAGUGCUAGAAGGCCAGGGCGAUACAGUCCUUGACGGGUCUGGUCGGGACAAGUUGACAGUCCGAGACCUCAUCCUCGGAUUCUCGGUGAACCUCUCACGGAUUGACGUACAGCCAUCGCGAGGUGCGACAAUUUUUGGAUAUGAAUUCAUGGAUAUUGUCAUGGAGUCACCAAGGAUUGAACUCAAGAAGCAACAAAUCACAAAAGACGGCCUGAUGUGGGCGUCUCUUUUGAGUGAAGUGAAUUGUCUAUUUUGCGCCGGCCUCGGGGAUGCGAUCGUCGGCAAGCGCUCGCCAGAUAUACUAUCUCCAUGCAAUCGCAUCCCAGAAGGCUCUGAUUUGAUGGCCGUGUCCAUGUACAGCAUCGAGAAGCUAUCGCAGAAACAUGGUGGACCCCUCCUUGAUUUCAUUCAACGCCUUUCGCAUACACACUACUGGCGGCUGAAAGGACGUCCAUUUCAACCGUGUCAGCACAAGGACGAAAGAGACUCCUGCUGGACGCAUCCGGCUUUUCUUCAAGAGAUCCAUACUCGUCGACCAUCCGCAGUUCCGGGUGAGCGAUGCGAAGAAACCUGUCCCGGAGGAGCACUCGUUUUCGGCGGGCCUCAAAAAUCAAAACUGCACUUUCAGAUGCCUAUUCUGAAUCGACAACCGAUACGGUUGUCUAAGAAAAAGACAGUUUCUGUGGUAUGUGUUGAUACAGACUGCGAAGCUGCAAGAUAA
Penicillium macrosclerotiorum is the source of this 1404-nucleotide messenger RNA. RefSeq lists its product as uncharacterized. The transcript has a single exon. NCBI's taxonomy places the organism in Eukaryota, Fungi, Ascomycota, Eurotiomycetes, Eurotiales, Aspergillaceae. Bases 1 to 1404 code for a protein of 467 amino acids. The record is from RefSeq and is a predicted model, not a curated record.